CCACUAAACCAACUCCGCUUCCAAGAGACCAGGGAUGUCCCAGUCCUUUAAAAAGAAACGGGCAGGAAAAGGAAGGAAAGGGCUUAUUGCCAGAACCGGCCCCGCCCCCUCCUUUUCUCUUCAUAGGUUCUGCUGUACGCCAGGACCAGGCCAGCGCGGACACGAGGAAAGAAGCUGAACGGCCCGAAAUCCUCGGGCGCCAUUUUAAGCGCAAAUCUCUCCUUCUGUUCAUGACUCUGUCACGCAGCCAAAAUACCCUUUGUUAACAUAGCGGGAAAAGGAGGCGAAUUCACUCUCUUGAAUGCAACAGUAGGCAAAUCAAGUAAUUCGAAUAAUGUUCCUUCGGAUUUAUUGCCGGCGCGGUGCGCAAAAGUUGCAAAGUGAAGAAUCUGCGUAGACGGUAGAGAAGUGGUGUCUCCGCUUUCUUCUGGAGAAGAGUCUACGCAAACUCGGCUACUUUUCAGCAUCUGGACAGACGUCCUCACAGUUGCAUUAAAGCCUUCAGUUUCAAAAAUUAAGAGGAUAGAAGCAGGCUGUGUUGUUUGAAGACAAUCUUUAUCUCUCUUUCUCCUAAUCCCCCCCCCUUUCAGUUAUAGCAUCCCAAAGAAGAAACUUUAGAUUAAUGUAUAGUGUCUUUACUUGAAUGACUUUCAUAAUACUGUCUUUAAAUAAUUCUUUUACAAAAACGAACUCAAACAAUUAGGGUUCAGCUUGUUUGGAAACAAAACCAGUAGGAAUUUUUGUAUUGUAAUUAUGUUGACCAAGGAAGAAUUUAUGUCUAUAGUUCUGGUGAGACAUUGAAUGUGAGUUUCUAGGAAGCUCACAGUUGGCUUUCUGAAAAGCUCAUUUGUUUCUACAGUUUUACCAGCACAUUUUGCCUAUUCUAUUGCCUAAAACUAAUUCAGAAAUAUUAGAAAAUUAAUCAGCAGUGCAUUUAAUUUUGUUUGUUACUAGAAGUUGGAAUGGAAACCCAAACUGGACCGACAUCAUCUGUUAUAGAUAAUUCUGAAAAAAAUGAGAGUGGGGCCACUGAUCAAUCCUUCUCUUUGCUGAUUCCAGUAAAAUCUCAUAACUUAAGUAAGCAAUACAUUCCUACUUCUGAAGCAGUCAUAAAAGAUAAGGAUCAGCAGAAUCAGAAUUUUGUCUUUGAGGAAAGGGAGAAGAAAAGUUGCCAUGAUACAGACACUAUGCCGGUCAGCUAUAACUACAUUCUAGACAUUAAAUUGAAAGAUGAGGCUUUGAUAAAAGGAAGAGUUUCAAAGAAGAAAGUAUCAAGUGUGAGGAAAAGGGAGCAUGAUGUUGCUUUGCAAAAUACACUGCAGUCAGAGGAUAAGAAAAGGUGUAGGAGUUCUUCAUCGGAAGUGGGAUUUCAAGGAGAUAUCAUAGAAAAAAGAUAUACUAAUCCUUUACUAGAACAUGAACAAAAAAUCCAGAGUUUCAUAAAAAACACAAAGGAUUUAAAGAAAUGCCAGCAUCCCUUGAUAAUGAGAGAAUUACAUAAGCAGAUGAAAACUAUAACUGAAAAGGAUGGGACUUCAGUAAUAAUUGAUUUAAGCUCUGAAAAAGAAUCAAGAAAUUUGCAGAAAAACCAUAGUCACUUAGCCUCAGAAUCAAGAGUUCAGCAUAAAACAUGGAAUUUUAGGAAGAGGAUUAAACCAGUUUGGCCAGAACAAAAGCAGAACAAAAGUCAAAGAGUAAAGAGAAAUCUAACUGAGAAGCAUGGUACUUCAGCAAUGAUAGAUUUAGGGCCUGAAAAAGGACCAGGGAACCCGCAGAACACUCAUAAUUGCACAGUCUCACAGUUGAGACUUCAGCAGAAAACAUGGAAUUUUAGGGAGAGCAUUAAACCAGUACAAAAGCAGGACAAAAGUCAGAAAGUAAAGAGAAGUAUACGUAAGUUAGAAUGUAUCAUACAGAACAUAAGUGUAUUAAAAUACAGAGAAAGGAAUUUCCCCAAAUCACAGGUAUAUGUAAAGUACCCAAUUAGUGUGAUGUCAGCUGCUGUGUCACAUUUUUCAAAUAACUCUAUAGAAGGAAUAGAGAGUCUAAUGAAAAAUAUCAGGGUAAAUUUUGUAAAACAAAAAGAACUGACUGUCUCAAAAUUGCAGGAACGUAUAAAAGCUUCAGAUGAAAAUAGGCAAGAUUUAUUGCAUUCUAUAGCAGACUUUGAGGAAAAUAAAUGCAGAAGUAAUAUAGAAGAAGAAACAACUAGGAUGGUAACACAAAUAUUUUCAAAAUCAAAAAUGUAUACAAGUGAUGGUAAAAAGCAAAGUUGGGAGUCAGAAAGAAGUGUUAUAGAGAUCCUGAAAUAUAGCCAGUGGAUUUCAGAGAAGAAAAUAACUAAAGAACAAAUGGAUUGUGUACCUAAAGAGGAACUGUUGGUUACCAAAACAGAGGGAACUAUUAAGGAAGAGAUAUAUGAAAAGAAUGAAAUUGUGUCUUCAACUGAUCUUAAAAAAGAAAUCAAAACAUUUAGAGAGGAUACCCUUGACAUUUUAAGUAGACAAUAUGGAAGGCUGCCACAUACAAUUCUGAAUACUUUAAAGGACUGCAAUAUAGAGACAACAUUAGAACAGUCUGCAUGUCUACUAAUAACUGAGGCAAUUGAGAUCAAGAACAACAAUUCUGUUAGACUUUGCUUUUGGAAGCAGACUAACAAAUAUUGUAAUGCUAUUUUUUCUAUCACUAAUAUUACAUGUCCAGAAAAUUUUGACAUAAGAAUACUUGAAAAGAAAAUUGAAAAAAGCGCAUUGGUGAAGUAUCAGAAUGAAAGAUUUGAAUGGCUUCCUAUGUAUAAUAUUCCGCCCUGCAAAAAGAGUCUAGUAGUAAAAUCAUUUGAUUGUUAUUACAUUAAGACGUUGUUACAACCUACAGAUAUUGAAUCUCAAAGCCAUAAAAUUAAUUGUGGAUCUCUGCAUAGUGCAUUUGAUCAAGGAAAAUCCCUAUCUUCUAAGGGUAUGGGACAAAAUGAACUUGGUAGUAUCUCUAAUGUAAUCACACAAAAAGACAUUUUAGUUUCAAGAGAAAUGUUCCAACAUACUAAAAGUCAAAAUGGAAAGCGAAUCAAGGAAAAUAAAUUGUCCAUGGAUUUUAAAAAGCCAAGCAAAAAACUAAAAAUGCUAGAAGACCUAGAAGAAUCGGCAGUCGUGAAAGUUCUCAUAAAUGAGGAUAUUUCCACUGAACAUGGAAUACCAAUAGAAGAUAAUACUAUUGCCAUAGAUUCUGCAGUAAUUUCAGAAAAACUAGAUUAUAGUGAAACAAGUAUCUUAUCUUUACUUGAUUACAUACCUGAUUUAAGUCUGGAGCUGCCUUCUCAAAAUCAAGUUGCCACUAUGUCUAACAAUAAAACAGCAGACCAAGAGCACUUCAUUACAUAUGGUUACAGUAUUUUUGACAAUUCAGUAGUUCUUGAAACUGACAAGAAUAAAUUAAAAGAAAUAGAGGCAUUUGUUGACUUCAGUAAAAUGGAUAAAAAGAAAUCCAUAGCGGAGACAACGGAUAGUAAAAAAAGUAUGAUCUGUAAUAGUAAUGCUGCUCCUUAUAUGAAAAGAAAAAGGACAUGUAAUAUAAAAAUAAAUAAAACUGAUCGGAAAUCACAACUGUAUAGCUGUCAAAGAGCAAUCCCAAUUAGUGGUAAAAAUAUAUGGCCUCGUGAAUCAUGCGCAAGAACAUCCUUGUGGGUUCGUAAAAAUUAUACAUUAGAUUCACAAAGAGGAUAUUUAGAAGGUACUGAUUCAGUAACAAAAUGCAGCAAAUUGGAAGUCCAUAAACCAUUGGUAGAUAGUAAAAUAUCUAUAAAUACAAUGGAAUGUGUUGAAAGUCCACUUUCAGACGCGAUAUUGCAUAUAGAAAAGACACUUUCACCUAUUACUGAGAAUAGAUUUUCUUCUAAUGGUAUGGAAAGAUCUAAACAAAGUACACUUGAUACUGAAAUUAUAAAAUCAAAAGUGAUUUUGAAUUCAUUAGGGAAAGAAGCCAAAGAAAAAAAUAUAAAUAUUCAUAAUGACUCGUUUGCAGGCAUUAGGAAAAAGAGGACAGAUAAUCGAAAAGCAUCACUUAUCAAACAAGAACCAGUGUUGAAAAAUGUGACAUCAGGAAAUUUGUCAAACUUCAAAAUUCCUUUACUUAAGGAUAAAGGUAAUUUUAAAAAACUAGAAACUGAAACAUCAUCUGAAAAAUAUACUUGCAAUUCUUCAAAAGUUUUAGAGAAUGCUCUUUCUUUAAAAGAAGCUAGAAUUAAACAGACUUCAUCUGACAAAAAUUCUAGUUCACAAUUUCAAUCUGAACAGGAGAAUUAUAUGUCUGCAUUGGAAAAAUACAUAACUCAAUUUAACAGUGAUAUUUCUGAAAACUUUUCUAAAAAGAGAAGAAUUUGUAAUACUUUGGGGAGUACAUCACAUGAGAAUAAACUAGAAUCACCAACUUUGAAUGCUAUUCCUUUCUCUUUGAGAACUGGAAAUAUAGAGGAGCAAAUGCUAAAUUCUGCUUUGGCCUCAGAAACUAUUAAAGUUAACGUCAACAAUAAGUUGGCACAGGACAAAGAUGACAUUUGUGCAGAUAUUCUUAAGGCUUAUGAAGAUGAUAUUCUUAUAAUUGAUGUUAUUCAAGAUGAUCCUGAUCUGUUUGGAGAUAAUGAAGAAGAAGAUGACUAUGCAAAGAUUCAUAAUACUAAAAACAUUUAUACCAGUGUUUUUUCAGAAAAAAAUCUAGAAUGGAAAUUGAAAUCAUCUCAACUUCCAAAAAGCAAGCAUUUGAAAUGUGUUAGAGACAGCUUCAUUCAAGAUUAUGAAACACUGAAAUUGGAUGAAAAUACUGAUGAUUUGGUGCUUCAAGGAGGAAUAUCAGAAUCAUCUCCUGAAGAUGGACAACUGUCAGAACCGAAUAAACUUACCAAAGUUUUUGAUACAGAUGAAAAGUAUGAAUUUUCGGAGAAAUUGCUUGCUAUGCAAGAACAGAAAACAAAUGUUCAAGACUUUGCAGAAAUUGAGAAUACCCUAACUGUUGAACCUCUGAUCUGUGAUCAUCAAUUGGAAUUUCCAGUUCCUAACGUGAAGGUCAUUGUUCCUCAACAGCAAGACCCAGCACUAAAAUCAAGGAUGAAUGAUUUCAGAUUCCCAAGGAAAUGUCCUCCUUUGCCCUUAUCAAUUACUAAUAGUUACAAAACAUGGAAAGGAGAAAAACAUCCAGCGACUAAUUUAGGAUUGACUCUACCUCGUGGAUAUUGCAGAUACCAUUUCAAUUCAUUGAAUGGCUGUGAGAAGCCAAACUGCUGGUUUUCGCAUGUUCUUAUAUCAAGAGAUGAUAAGCUUUGCAGUGAAAUAAUUAAGAAAUAUAUAAGCAUUGGUGGCAUAGUUUUGCUGCAACGGGCAGUACAUAUAUUCACAAAUUACUGCAAAGAAGGUACUGCUGUAUAUCACUUGGAUUCGCAAAUGUUCCAUGAUCUCCUAACAUCUUUGCUUCAGUUCUCUUUGCUGAAAGAACUUUUUCAUGUAAUACACACUGGCAUCAGGAUUAAAAUAUUACCAACUAUAGACAUUCUACUCAAAAUGUUUGAAGAAGUGGCUUCUAUGAAAGUAAAAGAGGCAGUACCUGAAUUAUCUGACAUCUUUUGUAAGCUUAUUGAUGCUGGAAUGGUUCUUGAACAUGAACACAUUAGACAUAUCACCAACUUAUUAAACCAGUUACAUGUUUCCAGUCAGGAAAUUACUAUGCUUAUAUCCAGAUUUCAGGAAAGACGUUUUCACAAGGCCAUCUUUUGUGAUUUUGAUUCAACAAUAGCAGAAUUUAAGCAUUGUAAAGAAAAAAGUGACUGGGCUAAAUUGGGAACUUUGUAUGUUAAUGUGACGAGAGGGUGUAAAAAUGCUGAUUAUCUUGAAAAAUACUCGCGACAUGUAGCCAGCAUACUAAUCAGUUCAGUGAAAGAAGAGAAGCCAGGCAUUCCAUUUUGUGAAUUUGCUGCUACAGUUAAUGUUGGUGCUCAUCGUGAUGAAAGAGACAUUUCUUCAUUAGGACGGAUUGGCAUUAGUGUCAUGUUUUCAUAUUACAAAAUACACCAGUGGUCAAAGGCCAAGAAGAUUCUGGAUGUGUUUCAUGCUUUAAAGAUACACUUCACACUUCUUAAAGGAUUUUUUGAAUCAGAGCAAUCAGUAUCAAGAUGUCAAAUGGUUAAUAUUGCUGUGGAAAUCUUUCUCAAAUGUGGGAACCUUGAUGGAGUACUAUGGGUAUUGAGAGGAUCAGAAUGGAUAAUAAAUACAGCAGCAUGGCCUUGUGAAAGAAUGGAUGUCCUCAAUCGACAUAAUUUGCUAUAUGCUGUAGCAUCUGAAUUAAUGACAAAAAAACGGUAUGAUGAAACGUUUGAAGUCUUAAAAAAUCUCCCAGGUUUUCAGAAUACUUGUGACUCUCUGGAUGUAGCCCAGUAUGGCCUUUUGUUUAAUAAACUGCUAAGUGCUUGUUCAGAAAGCAGAAACAUUGAAAUAUCAUCUAGUGUAGUAGAAUUCAUACUUGCAAGAAAUAUUCCUAUUGAAUUUAAUUUACUUCGAUCAUUAAUCACAGCACUAGGAAGAAGUUGUUUGUGGCUUAAGGCCAGGAAACAUUAUAAAAAUGCUUUAGCAUUGGGUUGCUAUCCACCACCUGAGGGAAAUCUUUAUCGUAAACUUCUACUGAUUCCUUCUUAUAUGAGUGAAGUUGAAAUGCUAUUAGCAAUUGAAAUUUUUUUGGUUUCAAAUGCCAGUAGUAUUCAGAGUCCUGGAGCUUCCAGUCAAAUACUUCAAAUAGUAUUAAAAAGAUGUGAAGGUAACAAUAUUCGAAACAAGGAAGAAUAUCAGAAUGCUACAGAGAGACUGUUUCAGGCUGCUCAGAUAUCUAAUCCAAAGCUUUUCAUAAAGCAUUUGACUGUCAAUGUUAAUAAGGACCAAAUUUAUAGUUUGGAGCAUGCGUCCGUACUUAAAUGGUUGAAAGAGAAUAUGAAAUGGGCAGGAAAAGCCUGGCUUUUUUAGUUACAGUAAUCAUUGCUUAAAGUAAAUCAAUAAAGGUUGUUUCUGUUGUGUUCAGACUCUUAAUAAUUCAAUUUUUCUGUUUCUAACAAAAAAAAUAAUUUAGAAUAUGGGUUUCUAGGCAUGGUCAUUCAGAAGGAUCAAUUCGUGAUCAUUUACUUUUUUUUCUGCAUCAAAGUAUGCUCACAGUUCAGGGUUAGAAUUAGAGGUUUCAUAAUCUUUACUGUCUUUCAAAAACAAGGUUGUUGCCAUGCAAAUAGUUUACAGUUUUGAGGACAGCAUAUAAUAAAAUUUUAUAGUUUGGGACAUAUAAAUGGUUGGCUUUUUUAGUCAAUAAAGAUUUCAUUACAAUAAUUGUUUAAAAUGAAUCAAUAAAGGUUGUUUCUAUUA
This is a messenger RNA of Crotalus tigris (Tiger rattlesnake), 7382 nucleotides long. RefSeq names its product testis and ovary specific PAZ domain containing 1 (gene TOPAZ1). The coding region runs from base 963 to 6995 and encodes 2010 amino acids. The record is from RefSeq and is a predicted model, not a curated record. Lineage: Eukaryota; Metazoa; Chordata; Lepidosauria; Squamata; Viperidae. Gene Ontology annotation, biological process: spermatocyte division; spermatid development. The transcript is spliced from 21 exons.